UUAGAAUGAAAUUACUUUAAAGCUGAACAAGACUUUUACCCGUAAUCGAUAGGAAUGAACUCUAUUAGAAGAAACAUUCACAGAUAAAAGGCUGAUCAAAGCUCAAAACAAAGACUAUAAGUUUUCCAACCUAAAAGAGUCCUUAAACGUCCGGUCUAAAAUUGCUAGUCAUCGAUGAAAAAACAAUGUAGCACUACAGCACAUUGGUCAGAGGUCAAGUGCAAAAGUAGCGCUGUUGCUGAAAUUUGCCACAUUCCUAUGGAUUGAUAAAAACAUAUCCCAUAUUCCUGUACUUGUUUCAAUUCAAUAUUCCAACAUUUUUACGUGCGAUUUGAGAUACCUAUUGAUAUUUUUAUCACCUGCUGAUAUAACAGAACCCCGUUGCGCAAUUUGUCUAUAGGCAGUCUGGAGACGUUUUCCAACUUUUUUACGUGCGAUAUGAGAUGCUUAUUGAUAUUUUUAACAGUAUUUGCACCAAUUAUUUGAUUUGUUUAAUGGACAGUUCUGAGUCUUAAUCCUUAAGCUAAGUACACUCUAGUAGACCCCGUUGCACAAUUUGCCUAUAGGCAGUCUGGAGACGGCCUCAUGUCACGAUCUAUAGAUAGUCUAUAGACAUCCUUCUUUGAUUCGUCUAGCGUCCAUACGAUAAUGUGAAUUGUUCGGUCUCAUGUUCGUUUCCACCAUCAAUGACAUUGUUUUAUGUGAAUGGACUGGGAUAUGCAUCGUCUCUAGACGUCGAGUGACAGUAUACACUGUCGGAAUGUGUGAACGUAUGUACCUUCCGAUCGGCACGGGUAUCAGCUGAUCCAUGGUAAGACCUACAGGAGUUUGGUAGAAGAUAAAAACCGCUUCUCCAUUUUCCAAGACAACGUGCGUAUGAUCCAAGAACACAACAAAAAAUACGAGUCGGGCGAGGUGAGUUACGCUAUGAAGGUAACACAGUUUGCCGACAUGACCCAACAAGAGUUCUUGGAUCUGCUGAAGACCCAAGGCAAAGCUGACCGACCAAGAAAUGCCCUAGAAUUUGAUUCCACGGGUAUUGAGACAAAGACUGCAAUUGACUGGAGGAAAAAGGGUGCUGUGACAGCUGUCAAAAAUCAAGGUCAAUGCGGCUCAUGCUGGGCUUUCAGUGCUGUUGGAUCCAUCGAAGGUCACCUGUUCCUUAAAAACAAAACGUUGAUCGAUUUGAGCGCUCAAGAACUAGUAGACUGUGCCACAGGCAAAUACGAGAACCUUGGCUGCAAAGGGGGGCUUAUGGACGAUGCCUUCAAGUAUGUCGAAGACUAUGGCAUUCAGAGUGAGGAAUCCUACCCUUACGAAGCCAUUGACAGCGAGUGCAAACGCAAAGGAUAUGCAGUUAAGAUCAAGUCAUUCGUUGACCUCAAGGACGAGAAAGAAGUCACUGCAGCUGUGUCUUCCAAAGGACCAGUCUCUGCAGCCAUUGAUGCUUCCACCAUGCCUUUCUACAGUCAUGGAAUCGUCGAUAAGAGGAGUAGAUGUAGCAGUUUGCUAAAAGAUCUGGACCACGGUGUCCUGAUUGUUGGUUAUGGAAGUGAAGACGGAGUUGACUACUGGAUCGUGAAGAACUCCUGGGGAGCUGAUUGGGGAGAGCAUGGAUACGUCAGGAUUAAGAGGAAUGUCAACGCAUGCGGUAUCGCUCUUUACAACUCCUAUCCUGUCCUAAACAUGAAGUCCUUGGUUGUAGUUGCUACUUUGGUUCUGGUGGCUUGCGCUUCUUCUAUUAAAGAAGAAUGGCAGCAAUUCAAGCUGAUCCAUGGUAAGACCUACAGGAGUUUGGUAGAAGAUAAACACCGCUUCUCCAUUUUCCAAGACAACGUGCGUAUGAUCCAAGAACACAAUAAAAAAUACGAGUCGGGUGAGGCGAGUUACGCUAUGAAGGUAACACAGUUUGCCGACAUGACCCAACAAGAGUUCCUGGACCUGCUGAAGACCCAAGGCAAAGCUGACCGACCAAGAAAUGCCCUAGAAUUUGAUUCCACGGGUAUUGAGACAAAGACUGCAAUUGACUGGAGGAAAAAGGGUGCUGUGACAGCUGUCAAAAAUCAAGGUCAAUGCGGCGCAUGCUGGGCUUUCAGUGCAGUACGUAUAUUUUGA
Acanthoscelides obtectus is the source of this 2115-nucleotide messenger RNA. The record is from the annotation of a GenBank genome assembly. NCBI's taxonomy places the organism in Eukaryota, Metazoa, Arthropoda, Insecta, Coleoptera, Chrysomelidae.